This is a messenger RNA of Striga asiatica, 2446 nucleotides long. NCBI's taxonomy places the organism in Eukaryota, Viridiplantae, Streptophyta, Magnoliopsida, Lamiales, Orobanchaceae. The record is from the annotation of a GenBank genome assembly.
CAUUACUUUACUUGCAUCUUUUUUGCUUUUUAUAAGGAUGGUGUGCUAAUCCCACUUUCCAGUGAUUGGUCUUAUUACCAAUUAUUUUUCUGGUCAUCAACGCAGAAAAUCAGACCACAGCACAUGCUUUAAUAAUUUAAUUUGGUAUUUCCUCAAUCUGUCAUUUUUCUGACUAAAUAAAUUAACAAAAGUAGGCCUUCCACAUGCCCUCGUUGACCAACGUCAGACGAAAAAAGUGAAAUUAUCCAUGGCCGGCGCCGGAGCUAGACCUUUCUCCGUCGGCAUCUCGCCGUUGAACCCCAGCCGGAACAAAUAUCUCGUCGCAGGGAAGCUUCGACCAACCCCAAAACCCAAUCUUUCGGUUCUUGCAUCAUCCGCGCCCACAGAAAAGCAGUCGCCGCGGCAGGCAGCUCCAGCAGGCGUCGCCGUAAACGGCGUCGUUCGACCGAAGCCGUCGGCCGAGGCGCCGCCAGGAGAGCAGGCGACGGAGCCGCAGAACGGGGAGUUGACGUCGAAAGAUUACUUCGAGCAGUCGGCCGAGCUGAUUAGCAGAUCCGACGGCGGACCGCCCCGGUGGUUCUCGCCUUUGACCGACGGUCAACGGCCAGGAAAUUGUCCUGUCCUGCUCUCUUUGCCUGGGGUUGAUGGAGUUGGACUUGGACUAUUAUUGCACCAUGAGAGACUUGGCAAGAUUUUUGAUAUAUGGUGCUUGCACAUCCCCUUGGCUGACCGAACGCCAUUCGCAGAACUAGUGAAGCUUGUUGAAAGCACGGUGAGGUUAGAGCAUUCACGUAACCCAAACAGACCAAUAUAUCUUGUGGGUGAAUCUUUCGGAGGAUGCCUUGCGCUUGUUGUUGCUGCACGUAACCCAGAUAUCGACCUCAUACUAAUCUUGGCCAAUCCAGCUACAUCUUUCAGCAGAUCCCAGUUGCAGCUACAAACUCUUUUACCGUUGUCAGCGAUAUUGCCCGAGCAGCUCUUUCACGGCCUGCCUUAUUUGCUUACUCUACUGACAGGUGCGCCACUAAAGAUGGUGGCAGAGGCUACCAGCAAAGGUCUUCCUUUGGAACAAGUGAUUAGGAAUCUAACUCAGGAGACUAUGGCAAUGUUGUCCAAUCUUUCUGCCAUGUCCGAUUUAUUAACUCUUGAAACAAUUCUCUGGAAGCUUGAUUUGCUGAAAUCGAGCUCAUCAUUCGCCAACUCACGUCUUCAUGCUGUGAAAGCUCAAACUCUAAUACUUGCUAGGUGGAUAGAAUGGGCCACGAGUCCCGUAAUGCUGUCGACUCUAUGGAACGGGGAAAUAGUGAGAAGUCUUGGUGGGGUCCCUUGUGAUGGGCCCGUUUUGUAUGUGGGCUACCACAUGAUGCUCGGGCUUGAACUAGUACCUCUCGUGUCCCGUUUUUGGAGGGAAAGGAAUAUUCUUUUACGAGGAAUGGCUCACCCAAUGAUUUUCACCAAGCUACGGGAAGGAAAAUUACCUGCUUUGUCGGCUUACGACACCUUCAGAACAAUGGGAGCAGUUCCAGUAUCCGCACCUAAUUUCUAUAAACUUUUUUCAUCCAAUUCUCAUAUUUUGCUUUAUCCGGGAGGAAUGCGCGAGGCUCUUCACCGCAAGGGCGAAGAAUACAAAUUGUUCUGGCCUGAACGAUCGGAGUUUGUUAGGAUGGCGGCAAAAUUUGGAGCCAAAAUCGUGCCAUUUGGUUCUGUUGGAGAAGAUGACUUCGGUCAUUUACUUCUCGACUAUGAUGACCUUAUGAGGAUUCCGUAUUUCAAGAAUGAGAUUGAAGAUCUAACAGACGAGGCAGUCAAGUUGAGGAGUGAAGCUGCGGGAGAGGUUGCGAAUCAAGAUGUUCACCUUCCAAUUAUUAUGCCUAAAGUCCCGGGCCGAUUUUAUUACUUAUUCGGGAAGCCAAUAGAAACACAAGGGAGGGAAGAGGAAUUGAAAUGCAGAGAAAAAGGUCAUGAGUUGUAUUUACAAGUGAAGUCUGAGGUUGAAAAAUGUCUUGCUUAUUUGAAGGAGAAGAGAGAGAAUGAUCCAUACCGGAAUAUAUUCGCUCGUUUGAGUUACCAGCUGGCUCAUGGCUUUGACUCUGAGGUACCUACUUUCGACUUUAGAAAAGCUCGAUGAAUACAGAACCUACAACUGCAAUCAUCUCGAUUCAUUAUUUCAAAUUGGGGAAGAAUUUGAAAUGUUAUGUAGGUAUGCAGGAAAAAAAUAUUUAAAAAUCAAGAAAAUCGAUUAUAUUUGUACUGGAAUUGUUAAUGUGCCAUGCCAAUAAUGAUGACCUAGAAAGUUGUAUCUGAUCCAAGUUUUAGAAAAAACUUGAACGUUGUAUCUGAUCAAAAUUCAUUUUGCAUGUCAAUUCUAUUUCCGUUUUACAUAUCAUCAAUCAUUUGAUUUCAGUUCCUCCAAUUUUAAGAGAAAACAAAUAUUUAACAGCUUUUG